UCCACCCCACUCCCCCACCCCGGCACUUUUACAGCCCCUGUAGCCAGGCUCCUGUCAGGCUGGCUUUGCCCCUGGUCUGGGUUUUAGUCUGGAAUUUGCACCCCUUUUUGCAUACAGACCCCCUGCACCUUUCUGUUCCUGUGCCAAGCUGAAGCAGCUGGCAUGGUUGUCCUGGCUUGAUAACAGCUGGCAGCACCUUGGGGUCUCCUUUUGCUGGUGCCCACGACCAGCUCUGCCUCUCUGGGGGGGAGAAGCAUGACUGCAGGCUCCCACUAAUCCUGCUGCCGGCCAGCCCUACCUUGCCCCGCUCACCCACCCCACCCCCACCUAUCAUGGCUUUGCUCCAUCCCUUCACCAGCCUCCUCCUCCUCCUCGCUAUGCCCCUUUCCCGGGCUGCAAAUCAGUCCCUGCUGCCCCCCGGCUCCCUGCCUGCGGUCCCCCCCCUGCCCCUCCUGCAGGCCCUGCAAGUGCAGGCACCAGGCAGCUGGGGCUGGCGAGCAGGGCCAGCAAGCGGGCAGCCCCUGCGCUACAUGCUGGACCUGUACCGGCGUGCCGCCGACCGCGAAGGACGACCCCGCCACGGCCGCAGCCUGGACACCAACACCGUCCGCCUGGUCCAGGCCAGUUCCCACGGGGGUCAGCCCUGGGCAGGUCGCUGGUACAUGCAGCCCCUCACCUACCGCCUGGAGGGCCAGCCUGAGGCCGAGCACCUCCUCCGAGCCACUGUGGUCUACCUGCCCAGCCUCCCGUUGGCCCGUGGUCGUCUCCUCUGCGCCCUGGAGCUGGUGGCCACCAGCAAGGCACCCGGGGUGCUGCUCAGCCCUGCUGCCCACCCCCGCCAUGGCUGGGCCGAAGCGGACGUCACCCCUUACCUGAUGCCGGGGAAUGGCAGCGCGGGGAGCCUGGCGCUGCGGCAUGUCUGUGUGCGUGCCGGCCGGGCGGGGGGCCGCGAUGCCCCAGUGGCCCCCAGCCACCCCUUCCUCCUCCUCUACCUCAAUGACACCCGGGCUGGGCUGGCACCUCCGGCGGCAGAGCCCCACCGGCACCGGCGUGACACGGGGACGCUGGCCCACGACCUGCCUGGCUACCUGCGGGAGCAGGGAGGGGAGAAGAGUGACUGCUCCUUGCGCCCCUUCCCAGUCAGCUUCGCCCAGCUGGGCUGGGACCACUGGAUCAUCGCUCCCCACCGCUACAACCCGCGCUACUGCAAGGGCGCCUGUCCCCGCCUGCUCCGCUACGACUACCAUGCGCCCAACCAUGCCGUGGUGCAGAGCUUCGUCCAUCAGCUGGUGGAUGCCAACGUGCCCUGGCCCUCCUGCGUUCCCUACCGGUACAGCCCCAUCAGCGUCCUCAUGAUCGAGCGCGACGGCAGCAUCCUCUACAAGGAGUACGAGAACAUGAUCGCAGAGUCCUGCACCUGCCGGUAACGCCUGCUGCCCUGGCACAUCGCCCCCAGGCUCUGCCUGUCCCUGCUGGAUCCGGACUUUAGGGUUUGUCUUGCUCUGCCUGGGGCGGGCUUGUCCCCCCUCCCCGCGCGGCACUGCUCUGUGGGAAGGUUUUACAAUGGCAGUUUUAUGUAAAGUGUAGGUUUUUAAAGGCAGGAGCCUGUGCUAGGGCGGUUGCCCUGUGGCAUCUGUCCUUCCUGCAGCCCCACGGCCGCUGCCUGUUUUUGG
Gymnogyps californianus (California condor) is the source of this 1673-nucleotide messenger RNA. RefSeq names its product bone morphogenetic protein 15 (gene BMP15). Gene Ontology annotation, biological process: SMAD protein signal transduction; BMP signaling pathway. The transcript has 2 exons. Lineage: Eukaryota; Metazoa; Chordata; Aves; Accipitriformes; Cathartidae. Bases 333 to 1427 code for a protein of 364 amino acids. Gene Ontology annotation, molecular function: cytokine activity; growth factor activity. The record is from RefSeq and is a predicted model, not a curated record. Gene Ontology annotation, cellular component: extracellular region.